AUGGCCACGGCCGCCUUCCAGCAAUCCCCGCUGCCACUGCGUGACUCCCUCAAGACCUCACACUUUGCGCUGGGGCCCGACGCGCGACUGCACCAGGGCACCAUGUACUCCACGUCGCGCCGGGACUUCCCAGCCUACCCAGACGCCCCCCGCACGCUUCUGUGCCGCCAGCCGCCUCGCGCGCCUCUCUUCCAACAAGAUAAGCACUGGGCGCUGGAGGAGCUCGUGUCGGAAUCCCACCGCAUGUUCCAGCCGCUCCCGCCCAGGGCCACUGCACACACGGAGCCGGCGCGAGAGCGCGCGCUCGCCAUGCAGGCCACCAACCUGCGCAUGCACGCGGACGCCCAGGCCGGUGCCGGCGUCUCCAGCGCGCGCGCCGCCUACGGUUGGGCCGAGUUGCCAGCGCGCACCCGUGAGCAGAUCCGCGGGGCGCGCUUCAUCUUUGCCGGCGACUCUGUGCCGCCUGGCGACCGCGCCAAGCUGGGCAUCCCGCCCACUACACACCAAGAGUUCUUUCCUCCCUAUGACGCUUGCCUGCAGCCUCGCGUAUCCUGCUGCUACCUCGGAGGCCCUAACCCCCUCAAGGGGGAUCACAGGAGUCAGGACCAUGGGACCUCCUACAAAAAACAGUUCCAGGCCUUGCCAGGGCCACCCGCCUUGAUGUGUAAGAGGGCUUCUUCCAGUGUGGAAUUGGGAGACUGUAAGAUUGGUUAUGGGCCCAUGUGCUCUGAACAGAAAAAGGCCUACAGGCCCCAGGGUUUGCCAGCCAACAGGUAUAACAAGGCCCAGGCUGCAGCCCAGAUCCAUUGUGUGAAUGUUCAUUCUGGAGAUGGCCUCUUCCACAAUGUCACUACCAACGCUAGGCACUUAUAUGCCCGGGAGCUAGAGCCUUUUGUUCUUCACCACGACCGGACUCCUCAGUCGUACAUCCUGGAAGGGAACCAACCCCCUGGUCCGGGCAACCUUACUACAUCCACACAGUUCUUCCACGGCCAGCCACCACCCCUGACCCGGCCUUCCUGCCGCCACUUGGCCCACGAGAAAUUGCAGAGUCACGUGACUCUAGGGGAGGAGUCGCUGUUCGGACACUUCUUCCAAACCUCAACGGCAUCGGACUACCUCGCCCCAGAGAUGACGCAGAGGCCAAAGAAAGCUCGCAACCUCCACUUGAAACUGAGCAACCUGUUUACUGGCGCUCAGUCACUCCCAAUCAAAUGUUCAGAGUCAGAUUUUGUAACCACGAACCAGAAGAUGCUGACGCCACACAGACCAGCUCCGGCUCACCUGACUGAGAAACAGCUACAGCGGUGUAAGUACAGCCACAUUGAGCCCCCACUGGGCAGACAACGCAUCUUCUCAACCCGCUAUAAGGAGCAGUUUCCCUCCAAGUACCAGGGCCCAGUGACGUUGAGUGGUGGCAGCUCCCAGGAGAGCCACAUGCUGCUGAACACACUUCAUCAGUUGGGCUGCAAGGAAACGAAGGACCCUCUGGCCCCUCAGGCUCCCAUCUACCCAUGCCACAGCAAGCAAUAA
Messenger RNA from Chrysochloris asiatica (Cape golden mole), 1533 nucleotides. RefSeq names its product chromosome unknown open reading frame, human C19orf45 (gene SAXO5). The record is from RefSeq and is a predicted model, not a curated record. The coding region runs from base 1 to 1533 and encodes 510 amino acids. Lineage: Eukaryota; Metazoa; Chordata; Mammalia; Afrosoricida; Chrysochloridae. The transcript is spliced from 8 exons.